AUGAACUCUGUACCUCGAACUAUCUACCUUCUUCCUGCUCACCAAGUCCGACCGGUGGUGACUGUUCAGCGACAACGUGUUGUGGCGCAAUGUCGUCCAGCGCCUCAGAAAUCCCACUUGCCAGUGUUAGUGGCUCGACCUGUGACUCCCAAACGGCCCGCUGCUGAUCUCAUCGACGACAUCCUCGGCGAUGACUCCAUUGGUGGUCCGCCUCGAAAACGCGAACGGCUUACACAUCUCACGCCAGAACAGAAGCUGGAUCGUCGUAAGAUGAAGAACCGUGUCGCUGCGCAAACAGCCAGAGAUCGCAAAAAGGUUUGCCGGUUUUAUAUAUAGAAAAUGCGAGCGGCUCAAUGUUUCAAAAAUAAAUAAUUAGAAAUUUUUAUAAAAAUCUAAUAAAAAGAUUAUUAGUUUUUCUUUUUGCUGGGUUAAAAAAAUUUCAUGGAACGGAAACAACACGAAAAAAAGUUUUUAGGCACCGUGACUGUGAGAUUUAUAUCUCUUCCCUUUGAUAAAACAAGUAUUUGAUAAAAAAAAUUCAUUCAAUUUAAAUUUAUUGAGUUCAGGUGCGAUCGCAAAAGCUGGAAGAUGUUGUGCACAGGCUUUUGGCCGAGAAUGAACGACUUCGAGAGGAAAACUUAAAACUCCGCGCGCAGCAACAUCAGCUCAUGAAAGUAGAGUCGACGUCCGAGGAGAAGACCUUUGAAUCUGCAGCAUUCAUUAAUGCACCCCUGCCGAGGGUACAGGUCAAUUCUCAGACGAUCGCUCUGCUUAUCCAGCUUCUGCUCUCAGCGGCGACCUUCUCGAACAACACGAAAUCGAUCGUAUCGUUCAAGAACUCAAGGUACUUCUAUUGUUUGUUUUCACUUUUCCUCUUUCUUCAAAAAUAUUUUUUUGAUAAAAAAAUUAUUUUUUUAAAGAUAUUUCGAAAAAAAUAAUUAAAAAUAUUUUUUUUUUCUCCAAAUUUUGUGGAUUGAUGCUUUUGAGAGAAAAAAAACCCGUUUGGAGCAGAAACGAAAAUUGGCACCAAACAUAGGAAAUCAUCAGCUCUGUUGGAGGAGAUGUUGAAAAAAAAAAUUAAAUUUUCAGAACGACUUCGACAUCGACGAGCUCGCCAGCGAACUCCCGUUUGAGCUUGGAGAAGAGCUCGAAGAGUCGACAUUCUACAAUGCGUCGUCUGUUGCUGAAGCUUCGACGAGCUCAUUCACGCCGAGUCCCAUGAGCAGCACCUCGCAAGUGCCUAGUCCGAAUCCUGUUUCCACUCAAAUGAGUCCUAGUACUAGCGACUACUUCAGCGAAGAAUUGGACCAUCCGCAACUCUUGUAUGGUGAUCCCCUUCUAGGUUCACCCUCGUCGAGUUCCAUCGACCUUUCUAAAGACAAUUGCGAUAUAUGGCCUUCCACAGACCCAAUGCAGUUUGAUCACAUUUUUAAUGAUCCCUUGAUGGAGGAAUUCAUUUGCUAA
Molecule: messenger RNA, 1464 nt
Organism: Caenorhabditis auriculariae
Lineage: Eukaryota; Metazoa; Nematoda; Chromadorea; Rhabditida; Rhabditidae
Source: the annotation of a GenBank genome assembly